CAUCCCCGCCGGAGUCGACUGGGAAGCAUGUCGGAUCUCGGCUCGGAAGAGCUCGAAGAGGAGGCAGAGAAUGAUUUGGGGGAAUAUGAAGGGGAACGCAAUGAAGCUGGUGAACGACAUGGACAUGGGAAGGCCAGAUUGCCCAAUGGUGAUACCUAUGAAGGACAAUAUGCAAAUGGUAAAAGAAAUGGACAGGGGCAAUAUAGAUUAAAAAAUGGUGCACGCUACAUUGGGGAAUACUAUGACAAUAAAAAACAUGGAAAAGGCACCUUUAUUUAUCCUGAUGGAUCCAAAUAUGAAGGAGAAUGGGUGGAGGACCAGAGGCAUGGCAAUGGCGUUUACUAUUAUGUAAAUGGAGAUACCUACACUGGAGAGUGGUUUAAUCAUAGCAGGCACGGACAAGGUACAUAUGUCUUUGCAUUAACUGGUUCCAAAUAUGUUGGCACCUGGGUAAAUGGUCAACAGGAGGGAGCUGCUGAACUUAUUCAUCUAAACCAUAGAUAUCAGGGGAAGUUUGUGAAUAAAAAUCCAGUGGGUCCUGGAAAGUACGUAUUUGAUAUUGGAUGUGAACAGCAUGGUGAAUAUGUUCAUGCUGACAAAGGAGAGGAAGAGGAGGAGGAAGAGGUUUUGAUACCAACGGUUCCAAAGUGGAAAGCAACAAAAAUUACUGCCUUAACCCUUUGGGCACCUGAAGAGCCUCCUCCUGCUGCAGAAUCGGCCAUUGUAGCAACAGGAGAAAUUCCUCUACCUGAGGAGCUGGAGUCUUCAGUUGGUGAGGCUAUUUUGGAAACUCCUGCUGAUGCUGCUGAUGCACCUACAGAUGCAGCUGAGCCCAGUGAAAUUACACCACCACCUAAAGAGCUUGAGGAGGAGGAAGACCAAGGAGAUCAGGCUGCUGCUGGUGCAGAAGAAGAAAAGGAAGAGGAAGCAAAGGAAGCUGAGCCUCCACAGUAA
Euleptes europaea (tarantolino) is the source of this 954-nucleotide messenger RNA. RefSeq names its product radial spoke head component 1 (gene RSPH1). The record is from RefSeq and is a predicted model, not a curated record. Gene Ontology annotation, biological process: axoneme assembly; spermatid development. The transcript has 9 exons. The coding region runs from base 28 to 954 and encodes 308 amino acids. Gene Ontology annotation, cellular component: nucleus; motile cilium. NCBI's taxonomy places the organism in Eukaryota, Metazoa, Chordata, Lepidosauria, Squamata, Sphaerodactylidae.